This is a messenger RNA of Chenopodium quinoa (quinoa), 1171 nucleotides long. Its product is annotated as vesicle transport protein SFT2B-like. The record is from RefSeq and is a predicted model, not a curated record. Lineage: Eukaryota; Viridiplantae; Streptophyta; Magnoliopsida; Caryophyllales; Amaranthaceae. Bases 312 to 872 code for a protein of 186 amino acids. Gene Ontology annotation, cellular component: membrane. Gene Ontology annotation, biological process: vesicle-mediated transport. The transcript has 6 exons.
AAAUAAAAGAACAUUAAAUUUGUCCUUAUAUUUUUUUAUUUAUAUAUAAUGUAUUUCCGAUUAUAUCAUACACGUGAUACAUCCCCUCUACCAUAUUAUUUUCAUAAGGCCUAACUUACAAGCAAAUUGUCACUCUCCCCGUAAACUAACAUUUUACUCUUUCUCCUCUUUUCUUCAUUCUCUCUCCUUCCCUUUCUCACUCUUCAGUCUUCACUCAUCCACCCACCAUAAUUUCCGUUUCCAAUUUCCAGAUUUCUUGACCACCAUUUUCUACUUUCUCUGGAUCUCCAAGAGAGAGAAAGAGAGUGAAAAUGGAGAGAUUAAGCGAAGCAUUUGAUAAGGUGAAGAGCUAUCAACCUGUUGAAAAAAUGAAGAUGCUUGUUGGUAUGGAGGUUUACGAUGAAGAAUCUGCUGCUGUUAAUUCUGCUGUUGAUGAUAGCUCUUUCAUGGAUGAGUUCAAUCGUAAUUGCACUUUGUCCACCAAACAGAGAAUUCAAGGCUUUGCUAUAUGCUUUGUUGCUGGGUUGACUUGUACAUUUUUGUCCAUGCUUGUGUUCUUCAAUCCGAUCAAGUUUGGUAUCGCUUUUACCCUUGGAAAUUUGCUUGCUAUUGGGAGCACAGCUUUCCUUAUUGGCCCAAAAAGGCAAGUGGCAAUGAUGCUUGAUCCUGUGCGCAUAUAUGCAACUGCCUUAUAUCUUGCAAGCAUGAUUAUUGCACUGUUUUGCGCUCUCUAUGUUCAUAACAAGCUAUUGACACUCUUGGCAAUCACUUUGGAGUUUGGUGCUCUAACUUGGUACAGUUUGAGUUACAUCCCAUUUGCCAGGUCCAUGGUCAGCCGAGUCUUGGUCUCUUGCUUUGACACUGAAUUUUAGCUUGGAAUAUGGUUGCAAACCUGAUAGAAUGGAAAUCCUUUUGUAGAAAAGAGAGAUAUAGAGAACUGUUGUGCUGCUAUCGAUCAUAUAAGGUGCCCUGACAGGCUGACACCCCUCGGAAAAUCAGUUGAGCUACCACAAUCUAUGUCAAUGUAUAUAAAAGGCUUGUAGAAUCUUGUCUUGUAGAAAAAUUAGUGAGUAUAACCUUCACUUAAACUUAAGUUCUUCAUUGUAUUCAUGCUUUGUGUUGUGUAUUUCCGCUGUUAUCAAUUCAAUACCCUUUUUUUUUUGACGAGCAA